Messenger RNA from Olea europaea var. sylvestris, 903 nucleotides. RefSeq lists its product as uncharacterized. The record is from RefSeq and is a predicted model, not a curated record. The transcript is spliced from 2 exons. Lineage: Eukaryota; Viridiplantae; Streptophyta; Magnoliopsida; Lamiales; Oleaceae. The coding region runs from base 276 to 803 and encodes 175 amino acids.
AAUACUAUUAUUAUGGCGCAGAAAUAAUGAUACUGCACUCAUCAGAUUCAUACUAAAUGCAUGCAUGCAUAGUACUAAAUUUCAUUUACCUAUGUUUAAUAUUAGUCCUUUUCCGCAUAUACAGAUAGAGGAAAACAAUAGGAAAUAUACUCACAAAUUGUCUAUACCAUCUAUAUGCACUAUACAGAUCGAUUAGUUGGAGCAUAAGAUCCUUGAAGCAGUGUUCAUAUGAUUAUUGGCUUUAUUUAUCAGCCAAAACUAGUGCACAAGUUUCAAUGGAGAAGUUUCUGAAUCCAUAUGACAAAGAAUACAUGAAGAUGACCAUGUUAAAGCAUGAGGAAACGUUUAGAGAGCAGAUUCGGGAACUUCAUCGUUUGUAUCAUAAACAGAAGAUACUAAUGACUGGUGUAGCGAAAAAUAGGCAAAAUAUGCACGAUUUUGAGUCUAUUUCCGAGCAAAUGAAUGGUCAUGGCGAUGUACAUAAGAAGGCACGACAGUAUCUCGACUUGGGACAGCCUGCUGAGAAUUUCGAAGAAGAAGACGAGAGUGAACUUGAGCUGACUUUAGGCCCAAAAAGUUAUUACCGGAAGAGGAAAGAUACGGAAACUCCAUUAGCAUCAGAUUCUGGGCCAAGUUUUUCUUCUUCUUCAAGCCGUAUAAAGUUUACAACAAGACAAGAAUUAUUAAAUCCUAGUUUCUUUAGUAUAAAGAAAAAUAGUUCUGAAGUCGAAGAGAAAUUGAGACAAGAUAUAUUAAAUCAUCAUCCUCGGCUUAUGCAGGUUUUAAGCUCGAACAUGACUUGAAAAAAUAAUAAAAAUCCCAUUCGGAGUCAGUAUGAUAACUUUUAUAGACUGAUUCCGUGAGUUCUAAUAUCAAUUCUAUGCUUAAGCUUGAUUAGAUUAA